AUGCAGAACUCCGUAGGCGACGUGAUCAACCUCAUCAGCAAGAGUGAGAUCCGUUAUGAGGGUCAGCUGCACUCUAUCAACACUGAGGAAAACACCGUGAGCCUGUCGAAUGUGCGCAUCUACGGUACCGAGGGCCGCAAGGGCGGCGGCGUGGAAGAGGUGCCGCCGACGGAGCAGCUGUUCGAAUUCAUCGUGUUCCGCGGUUCAGAUAUCAAGGACCUGACGGUCUUCCGCGACAACAGCUCCCCGCAGGCGCGCGACCCUGCUAUUGUGGAGGUGCACGCCCCAGUGCGCGGUCGUGGAGGACGCGCCGCAGCCGCGGCUCCUGGACCGGCGGCGGCGACGGUGGCGAGCAGCGCUGCCACUCGUGGCACCCGCUCCUUCUACGACGAGGCUCAGCCGUACAACCGCGGUGGCGGUGGCGCGCGCCGUGGCGGCUACGGCGCCGGCCGCUAUAAUAACAAUAACGGCGGCGGCAACAACAACAGCAACAACCGCAAUCACCGCGGUGGCUACAGCGGUCGCGGCGGAUCGGGCAACUACCGCCGCAACUACCGCGACUGCCACACUGGCCAGGACUUCAAGCCCGCCGACGUUGGCGCGACGGAGAAGUUCGAGGGAGAUUUCGAUUUUGCGAAGUGCCGCGAGGAGUUCGAGAAGAAAAAGAUUGAGUUCGAGAAGGCCAAGGAGGACGCCAAAUCUCACGCCAAGGCCUACAACAAGAGCAACUUCUUCGACACCAUCUCGUGCGACCAGAAGGAGAAGAACAGCAUGAAUCGCGCCGAAAUGCGCAAGGCGGACACCGAGACCUUCGGGUCGGAGAUGGUGAGCAGCAUGCGCGGCUUCCGUCGUGGCCGCGGCGGUCGUGGACGCUACCAGCAGCGUUGA
Leishmania mexicana MHOM/GT/2001/U1103 is the source of this 888-nucleotide messenger RNA. RefSeq lists its product as hypothetical. Gene Ontology annotation, biological process: P-body assembly; cytoplasmic stress granule assembly. Bases 1 to 888 code for a protein of 295 amino acids. NCBI's taxonomy places the organism in Eukaryota, Euglenozoa, Kinetoplastea, Trypanosomatida, Trypanosomatidae. Gene Ontology annotation, cellular component: P-body. Gene Ontology annotation, molecular function: mRNA binding. The transcript has a single exon. The record is from RefSeq and is a predicted model, not a curated record.